AUGGCGGACGCUAUAUUCUUCUCUAUCGUAGCUCUCGCUAAAGCGGGUAUUGAGUGCUGUCGAAACGCCCAAAUCUGCAAGGAUGAGGCAGCCCGCAUCGGCAAGCGUCUGACGAUAGUGGUCGCACGAGCUAACGAAUGGGGAGCGGUUUGUGAAAGUGCGCGCCUUUUUCAUUUCCAUGAAGUCGUGGAGAAUGCCUUUCUCUGCUUGCAAGCCGUUUCAUCGCCUAGAAGCAAGCGUUCCUCGUGGAACAAAUUGUUCAAGUCUGCGUUGCAAUCCACAUCUUUGCUCGACCAAAUCCUUGAAGCAGAGAGUCAUCUGAAUACUGCCAUCAACGAUCUACAGAUGGAGCAGUCCAACGCCAUCUUCUCACAACUGGUAGACGUCUCGAAAGGGGUUGCAGAGUUGCUUGACCACUUUGGAACUCUAGCUAUGAGCCAAUCGAAUCCUUCCGUGACCAUCCAGCAACAGUUUGAUAAGGUGUUGGCGGAUGCACAGGCACAAGCCCCAGAAGUUGCCGUUUCUAUCACCGGUGACACAAUAAACCAUGCAGUACGAGAGUAUGACUCUCUCAACCAUGCGGAAGCUGAGAUUGUUUUAUCUCAACAGCAACAAAAGAUAUUGUUUCGUCCAUCAAAAGAGGAUGUACUUGCUAUCUCGCUUAAUUCAUCAUCACUGAAGUUCAGCGAUGACCGAAGAAACCUUCUGGGCGGUGGAGGAUUUGCAGAAGUGUUUCGUGGAACCUAUGACCACCGGCCAGUCGCGGUCAAGCGCCUCAAGGCGUACGACGGAGAUCUGGCGUCUCUCUCUCAAAACCAAAUCUCUCGUGAUGUGGAACGCCUCGCUGCAGAAGCCAUUUUGACGCACAAGUGCGGCAAGCAUUCCAAUAUCAUCCACAUUGUUGGAUGUCUUACCAUACUGAAUGAAGUGGAGAGACCUCUCAUUGUCAUGGAGCUAAUGCAUACAACUUUAUUUGACGCUCUACAUGAUCAAAACCAAAAGGAUACUAUGGGAUAUUCUCGUCGGCUGUAUCUGUUAAAAGGUAUUGCCGGAGCCUUAGAGUUUCUUCAUCUGCAAGGAAUUGUCCACCAUGAUAUCAAGUCUCUAAAUAUCUUGCUGAACAAUCAAUUGACUGUUGCCAAGUUGGCUGACUUUGGCGAAUCUAAAGUAAAAGGCCUCCACACCACGAAAUUCCGUCUGAAUACAAUAAUGGCCACCACCAGUCACAAGGGCAAUCAGGUAGCAGGUACAGCCGCCUACCAGGCACCAGAAAUUCUCUCUGAAGAAGUUAGUGACACAUCACGCGUUUGCGAGAUGUUUUCGUUUGGGGUAACAGUGUGGGAGUGCCUAACAGGCAGCAUUCCACACAUGGGUAAAAAGGAAUCAUCUAUUGCUCUUUUAGCUGCAAACAAGAAGCACCUACCCAUGCUUGAUGUGCCCUCACGUCCGGUUAUAGAUCUUCCAGAGAUGGAAUUGGCUUCCUGGAAAGCACUGAAGGUGAUUGCAACAAUGUGCAUCUCGCGCGAUCGCUCAAUUAGGCCGACUGCUUCUGUCGUAGUGGGACUUUGGCAUAGAGUAAAGACUGCAGGAAAGGUCGAACCUUUUUCGUUCUCUCUCGAAAACUUGUCUACAGCCAAAACUGGUGGCAUUGUCAACACCUUGUUGCCUACAGAUUUCGGGACCCAGGGAUCAGCAAGUCAAGCACAAGACCACGAGGAAGAGUCCAAAGCUGAAUAUGGAACGUUUUCAAAGAAACGUUGCUACAGUGGACUGUCCGUCUAUGCCAGUAUUGUGGUGUUGCUUGGAAGCAUAGUUGUAUUGACUGUGACCCUAGUGCCUAGAACGUCUCCGGAGUCCCCUUCGCCAUUGUUGGCUCGCCUUUCCUUGCAAACCACAGAGGAUUUGUAUGAUGCUGUUGAUGUCUAUGUUGGCGCAACUCGCCCUAUAACGUCCAUAGCAGCCACUAAAUAUGGAUAUCCUAUUGGAUCGUGGGAUGUGUCGCAAAUCACCAACUUUACUCAAGUUUUUGACGGAUUGGGUCGAAAUCGUGCCAUUAGGAUGUUUGAUGAAGAUUUAAGCAGUUGGGAUGUUUCGGCAGCAACAACAAUGCAGUCAAUGUUCAACGGUGCUGAUGCUUUCAAUAGUAACCUCUCAGCUUGGAAUGUGAGCCAGGUGACCGACAUGAGUUUCAUGUUUUGGGGCGCAUCAACCUUUAAUGGAGACCUUUCGUCAUGGAAGGUAGACCGGGUUGAAAAUAUCAAGUCUAUGUUUGGGGGUGCGGGCGCAUUCAAUGGUGAUCUCUCGGCAUGGAAUGUGAGCCUGGUAACCGACAUGAGUUUCAUGUUUUGGGGCGCCUCCACUUUUGAUGGGGACCUUUCGUCAUGGAGCGUAGACCGGGUCACAAGUAUGGAGUCUAUGUUUGAGGGUGCAGGAGCCUUCAAAGGUGAUCUUUCGUUGUGGAAUGUGAGACAGGUAACAGACAUGAGUUUCAUGUUUUGGCGUGCAUCUUCUUUCAAUGGGGAUCUAUCAUCAUGGGAUGUAGAGCAGGUCACAGGUAUGCAAUCUAUGUUUCAGUUUGCAGCAGCUUUUAAUGGUGACCUGUCAAACUGGGAUGUUAGAAAUGUAACAACAAUGCAAGAUAUGUUUUAUGGUGCAACUUCCUUUACUGGCACCCUGUGUUCCUGGCUGGAAAAACUUCCAUUGGACUGCAAUGUUGAUAAAAUGUUCUUUAUGGCACAGUCCUGCACAGACAGAGCAGACAUCAUACUGCCAAUUGGACCAAUGUGCCAUACUUGCACAACAUAA
This is a messenger RNA of Phaeodactylum tricornutum CCAP 1055/1, 2805 nucleotides long. RefSeq lists its product with no specific name. Gene Ontology annotation, biological process: protein phosphorylation. The transcript has a single exon. Gene Ontology annotation, molecular function: protein kinase activity; ATP binding. NCBI's taxonomy places the organism in Eukaryota, Bacillariophyta, Bacillariophyceae, Surirellales, Neidiaceae. Bases 1 to 2805 code for a protein of 934 amino acids. The record is from RefSeq and is a predicted model, not a curated record.